Paramecium primaurelia is the source of this 1690-nucleotide messenger RNA. NCBI's taxonomy places the organism in Eukaryota, Ciliophora, Oligohymenophorea, Peniculida, Parameciidae. The record is from the annotation of a GenBank genome assembly.
UUUUAUGACAGAUAAAAGAAUAGACAAAUAUAUUUUUAAUGUGAAAGAUAGAAUUGGAUAAGGAUCUUAUGCUGAAGUAUUUAAAGGAACAAAUGAAAAAACUGGAGAAAAAGUGGCCAUCAAAAUGUUAAGCAAAUCUGUAAUCAAUGCGUAAUUUUAUUUAUUUAUUUAUUUAUUUAGAGAUGAUUAUCUUAGGGAGGGACUGAUUUAGGAAAUUAAAAUUAUGCAGAAAUUAAAAAGCCCUAAUAUCGUCUAAUUGUUAGAUGUUAUGGAAACAAACAAUAAUUAUUAUAUUGUUUAAGAAUACUGUGAUGGAGGGGAUUUUGAUGAGUAAAUUAUCAUAUUUUACUUUAAGACAUCUAAAAAAAAAGAAGUUACUCUAAGAAAAAGAAGCAAUCAAAUUCCUAGUUGAUGUACUAAAUGGAUUUACACAUCUUAUUAAAAAUGGUAUAAUUCAUAGAGAUCUCAAACCAGCAAAUAUUUUAAUUGACAAAUAAGUAAGUUCAAUAAUUUAUAAAGACUUACAAACUAGCAGAUUUUGGAUUUGCAAAAUGUGUUGAUAAUUUUAAAAAAACAAUGAUGGCUUCAAUGGUUGGUACUCCAUUAUAUAUGAGUCCUCAAAUCUUAGAUCAUAAGAGAUACAAUUCCAAAACUGAUGUAUGGAGUAUAGGCUUUAUCUUCUAUGAAGCAUUAUUUGGCAAAAGUUAAUCAAAUUUUUACAUUUUUUCUAGCUCCUUGGACAGCCAGAUCUCCAGCAGAAUUACUUAAAAAUAUCAGAACCUAACCUUUAAAAUUUCCUACAGAUAAAAAUUAAGUCUCAUAAGAAACCUAAGAUUUGAUAAUUGGGUGUUUACAAGCAGAUGAAAAUAAAAGAAUGUCUUGGGAAGAAAUCUACAAACAUCCAGCAAUUAGUCAAUAUUUUUCGGUAAUUCAUUUUGUAUUUUAUCUUUUUAAGGAUUUUAUCAAAGGAAAUAAUAAAUUAGAAGAUAAGGCUCAAUAUUUAAUUAAUGAUAUUAGAUAGAUGAUAUGCAAAGAGAAAAUUGAUAUUCAUAAAUUAUUUGCAGAUUUAGACAUGUCAAAAGAUAAAGCUUUAGAUGUUAAUGAAUUGGGAAAAUUUCUAUAAAAAGUAGAUAAAGAUAUUACAAGAGAAGAAAUUGAAUAUAUAUUUAAUAAAUUUGAUGAUGAUGGUAAUAAUUAAAUUGAAUUUGAGGAAUUUAAAAAAUGGUUAGAAGAUAAUUAAGUAAUUAAUUUAUAUAUAUAUUAAUUAAUAGAUUGUUACAAAUGCUAAUCCAUAAUAAUAAUAAAGAGGAGGUGGAUCACAAAAAAAAUUGUCUAUUUUACCCCAUUAAUUAAAAUCUCAGAGUUCUAUUGAAGAGAGAGCUAAUUAUGUUAUAGAGAAAUUAAAAUUAUCAAUCUAAAAAUAUAAAAUCAAUUUGUUAGAUUUAUUUAAAAAAGUGAUAAUAUAUUUUGAUUAAUUUAGUUUGAUAAAUCAGCAGAUUAAAGAUUAGAUAAAAAUGAAAUGGGGUUACUUUUAAAGAGAAUUGAGCCUAACAUUUCAUAAGAAGAAAUAAUUGCUUGCUUUGAAUUUUUUGAUGCUAAUGGUGAUGGUGAAAUCACAUUUUAAGAAUUCUAAACAAGUUUAAGUGAAGAAGUUGGGAAAAAGAGAUAAAGUAUAGACCAUCAUGAAUGA